AGCCAAAAGGUACUGUAGUACAGAACCAGAAACGGUCCCGGCCGGCGUCUCCGGCUCGUCUCUACUCACCAGUCACCAGCCAUCCCCGGAGGCACCAUCUCGCCUCCCUACGCCGCCAUGCCGCCGCCCCACGGCGACGACGAAUCCUACGCGCAUACCCCGCUCAUCCCGCCACCUCCUCUUCCUCGCCGGGCGACCGCGAGGCUCCACCUGUUCCCCCUCCUCGUCGCCGCGACCUUCGCCGCCUACUACCACCUCGUCGCCGCGCCCGCCCCGUCCUACUACCAAUCCCUCUUCCUCUCCCUCGGCUCCAACGACACCGCUGCCGCGCACCUUCGCGCGCUCACCAUCCGCCCCCACCUAGCGGGCACCCCGGCCAACGCCCUCGCCGCCGAGCACGUCGUCUCCACGCUCUCCUCCCUCUCCUUCCCCACCCGCGUCACGCCCUACUCCGUCCUGCUCUCCUACCCCGUCCACCGCUCCCUCUCCCUCUCCGCGCCAGGCCGCGCCACCACCGCCUUCGCGUUGGUGCAGGACGCCUACCCCGACGACCCCUCCGCUGCGGCCUCGGCGGAGGCAGUCCCCACCUUCCUCGCCUACGCCGCUUCUGGCUCGGCCGCCGCCGAGGUCGUCUACGCCAACUACGGCCGCACGGAGGACUAUGCCGAUCUUGCCUCCCGCGGGGUAAACGUCACUGGAAAGGUCGCCCUUGCGCGCUACGGCAAGGUGUACCGUGGCGAUAUCGUGAAAAACGCCCAUGAAGCUGGUGCGGCGGCAGCGGUGAUAUACACAGAUGCCAAGGACUACGCGCUGGGAAAGACCUUCCCGGAUGGACCAUGGAUGCCGCCGACCGGCGUGCAGGUGGGGAGCACAUUCAAAGGGGUUGGGGAUCCCACGACGCCGUUGUGGGCGUCGUCGGAAGGGUGCGAGCGCGUCAGCGUCGCGGAGGCGAUGGCCACCGACGACAUGCCCGGCAUACCGGCGCUGCCGGUGUCGGGAAGGGACGGGCAGGAGAUACUACAGCUCAUCGGCGGAGAUGUCGCGCCCGAGGAUUGGCAGGGCAGUGAUGGCGCCCCGGUUUAUCGCCUCGGCCCCGGUCCAGCAGUACUCAAUUUGACAUAUAUAGGGAAUGAGACGAUGGCUACUAUUCAGAAUGUUAUUUCGGUGAUUGAAGGGAAAGAAGAACCUGAUAGGUAUGUUAUCCUUGGUAACCAUCGUGAUGCAUGGACAUUUGGGGCAGCUGACCCGAACAGCGGAACGGCAACCUUGCUUGAGCUAGCUCAAAGGUUGUCUGAGCUGCAAAAGAAGGGUUGGAGACCUCGUCGGACCAUCAUCUUGUGUAAUUGGGAUGCCGAAGAGUACGGACUGAUAGGAUCCACUGAAUGGGUUGAAGAGAACAGGGCAAUGCUAACUUUGAGAACUGUUGCUUACCUGAAUGUUGAUAUCGCGGUAUCUAGUUCUGGAUUUGAUGUGUCGGCCACUCCUCAACUUGAUCAGUUGCUUAAGCAAGCGAGUAAGCAGGUUCAAAAUCCUGAUAAUGGAACAGAAAGUCUGUAUGACUUGUGGAUGGCUUCUGAUGGUUCUCCUCUGAUUGGAAGGUUAGGAGGUGGAGGAUCAGAUUAUUCUGCCUUUGUUCAACAUAUUGGUAUUCCUUCAAUCGACAUCUCUAUUGGGUCAGGAUAUGCGGUGUACCAUAGCUUGUAUGAUGACUUCGCGUGGAUGGAAAAGUUUGGAGAUCCUUUGUUCCGCAGACAUGUCGCAGCGGCAAGCAUAUGGGGACUUGUUGCUUUGAAGCUUUCAGAUGAGGAGAUCCUACCCUUCAACUACAGCUCUUAUGUUGCAGAGCUUGAGAAUGGUGCAGUGGAUAUAAAUGAGAGAGUACUAGGAAUGCCUGUCAGCGUAUCUCCCCUGCACAAAUCAAUCAAAGAGUUCAACAGGGCAGUUAUAAAAGUAGAUUCUGAACUUAAGGUCCUACAGACUUGGAAAGUUUGGUCCCCUUGGAGAAACAAUCCUAUGAGGGUAAGAGAUCUCAAUGACCGAUUGAUGAUGACUGAGCGGGCAUUCACAGAUAGGGAAGGACUGUUUGGAAGACCAUGGUACAAACACAUGAUUUAUGCACCUUCACGGUACAACGAUUAUGGUGCACAAGUGUACCCAGGUGCUGACGAUGCCAUUCAGACAGCAAAGAGAACAAAUACUUCGGAGUCCUGGCAAUCUGUACAGCAUGAGAUUCACAGGAUUGCUAGAGUUAUCAACCAGGCCGCUUUAGUCCUAAGUGGGGGAUUGACAUGAUUGUUUUAGCCCUGUUGAUACAAUCAACCACCGUACGGUUUGUGAAAAUCUUCACACCGUCGCAUUCCCCAAAGUUGCAAGUUGGCGCAGCUGCAGCUAGCAGGACCAUGCUUAUAUUUAGAGCUGGUAGUUGAAGGUGUGGACAACUGCAAUGGUAAUUGUUGUGGGUGCGCUGCUACAUCAACGGCUAACAAGCUUAUGCAAAUUGUCGUUUCAAAUAAAAAGCAAAUACAAAAUGUAGCCUCAUCUGAGUGCAUUUAUCACCAGUCGUGUAUAGGCGCGGUACACCA
Messenger RNA from Brachypodium distachyon (stiff brome), 2582 nucleotides. Its product is annotated as probable glutamate carboxypeptidase LAMP1. NCBI's taxonomy places the organism in Eukaryota, Viridiplantae, Streptophyta, Magnoliopsida, Poales, Poaceae. Bases 118 to 2292 code for a protein of 724 amino acids. Gene Ontology annotation, molecular function: carboxypeptidase activity. The record is from RefSeq and is a predicted model, not a curated record. The transcript is spliced from 12 exons.